This is a messenger RNA of Syngnathus typhle (broad-nosed pipefish), 2168 nucleotides long. RefSeq names its product NADH:ubiquinone oxidoreductase subunit V3 (gene ndufv3). Gene Ontology annotation, cellular component: mitochondrion. Gene Ontology annotation, biological process: mitochondrial ATP synthesis coupled electron transport. Lineage: Eukaryota; Metazoa; Chordata; Actinopteri; Syngnathiformes; Syngnathidae. The transcript has 5 exons. The record is from RefSeq and is a predicted model, not a curated record. The coding region runs from base 102 to 536 and encodes 144 amino acids.
GAAUUUGGACAUAGCCAUGGGCCUUCAAAAGAGGUGGAGGAGGAGCAGGAUAUUACGACACCGAGACACACGUGACAAGAAGGUAAAAAAAGACGAGGAACAUGUCGAUCCCUAUAUUGCUUGUAAGGCAACUAUGGACAUCAAAGUGUUAUUUGUUGAAGAGCUGGGGCACACUGAGCACCUGCAUGUCAGCAUUGUGCACCUCUCAGACUGGAGAGGCUGUAAAGAGCACAGCAAAAGGACAAUCUCCAGAGCAUGGAGGAGAUUCCAGGAGACAGGCAGUUACUCUAGGAGAGCUGGACAGGGCUGUAGACGGUCCUCAUUCCAUCAGCAGGACCGAUAUCUGCUGCUUUGUGCAAGGAGGAACAGAACCUGCAAAAAUGGUACCUAAGCCUGAGGAUGCUUUUGACAACAGCAAAUAUCAAAAUUACCAACACCACAGCUACACCCCUUAUACUUUUGCAGACAUGGAUUUAGAGAUGGCAAAGUAUCGUCUCCCUCAGCCUACCUCUGGAAGACCCUCACCCCAACACUAGAAGACUGGGCCGCUGGAUGCAUGUGUGUGUGUGUGUGCGCGCACGCUCGCGUAUUUGCAUACGUCAAAGUCUGCUUUAUUGUCAAUCUCCUCACAUGCCAAGACACACAAAGAAAUCGAAAGUACGUUCCCACUAUCCCAAGACAUGACAUAGUACACAACCUACAUACAAGCAAACAACACAAAAUAAAAACAAGAAGGCACAAACAAUGAAUAAUAAGAGUGAUGAAUAAGUAUGUGCGUAGGUACGUACGCACGCACGCACACAUAUAUGUACAUAUAUAUGAACACGCACGUAUAUACAGGGUCCGUUUUUUUUAUUUUCGAAAAGUACAUAUGCCAUUUUGUUUCAUUUCAUUUUCGUUAAUAAUGUUAAUAAUUUCGUCAAUGUUAUUUUGUUUUGUAUCAGUUGCUAAUAUGAAUUGGACCGGUGAGCAUCGCGCUUUCAUUGUGAAAACCUUUAUUGUAACAAAUCUGUUACUGCAACACAACAAACGUUCUGUUUGCGCUUCAGGCUUGGUAGACAUAAUCCCGUACCUGCUCGAAACACGGUCUUGUUAUGGGUUACUAACUUCAGAGCCAGUGGAUCAGCAAUGAAACGAAAAUCAACCAGCAGACCUCGCACCGCCAGAACUUUAGACAAUGUGGCACCGGUAAGACAAAAAUAACAUCAUUCGAAAACGAAACAAAAAUAAAAUGCAACGAAACAAAAUAAAGUAGCAUUAUAUGUACUUUUCGAAAAUAAAAAAAACAUUUUUGUUUAAUUUAUUUGUAUAUUAUUAAACCUACAAAUGUGUCAGAUCAUUUUGCCGGACCCUGUACAUGUACAAACCGGAUUCGGUUGAAGUUGAAGCUAAUUCUCUUAGCUUCUCUAUUUUCUCAUGCAGUUGUGGACAUAGUGGUGAACCUCGCCCCAUCCUUCCUUGUGAAUGACUGAACAUGUUUGGGGAUGCUCCUUUUAUACCCAAUCACCUGUUCCCAAUUAGCCUGAUCACAUGUGGGAUGUUCCAAAUAGGUGUUUUAUGAGCUUUUCUCAGAUUUCUCAGUAUUUUUUUGCCACCUUUCCCAACUUCUACUGGACGUGUUGCAGCCAUGAAAUUUUAAGUUAAUUAUUAUUUGGCAAAAAACAAUUAAGUUUAUCAAUUUGAACAUUAAAUAUGUUGUCUUUGUAGUGUAUUCAAUAUAUGGGUUGAGAAGGAUUUUCGAAUCAUAUGUUGUUUUUAUUUACAUUUUACACAAUUUCCCAACAUCAACCGAAUCUGGUUUAUAUGUAUGUGUGUGCUUGCGUGCGCGUGGGUGCGUGCGUGUGUGUGGUGUGUGUGAACACGCAGUGUGAACUCUCGCUAUGAUGCGGUUCACCUUUCACGGUCUCGUUGUUUCACGGAUGUUUUUGGGGGGUGUCAAUGUAUCAUGGUUUUAUUCAUUUACAGUAAUCCCUUGUUUAUUGCAAGAGAUGCGUUACAGAAACAUCCGCGAAAUACAAACGAUAUAUUUACUUACGUAUUUAUACACUAUAUUAAGGCCUCCCCCAUGCUUUUACACAAUAAAAAAACUUUCCCAUUCCCUUAAUAACAUUGCCACACAGCUUUGUGCAUGUUGUGUACCUUUACAGUCAAUAAAAGAACAAACAUAA